UCCUUUUGCUUAUCAAUGUAUACAAUUCGCACAAUUCGGAUGCAGUCAUAAAAAUACCAACUAUAUUUUAUUACGGAAAUGUCCCGUAAAAGUCAAGACAUUCCAAUACGACCACGCUAUGGCAUACCAGAAUUAACUAACGACGAGAACGAUAGCGAAGUAGAAAGGACAAAGCAAAAGACUAGGAAGGCUUCAUCUAGCACAAUGGAAGCUUCAUCGUACAGUGAAAUUCCUUUCUUGGCACGAUAUCCUGAUACGGAUGCUAGCGCGGCUGAUGUAAUGGCGACAACCAGGACGGCAGAGAAAAUAGAAGGGGAAAGUAGCAUAGAAGAACAUUAUGUGGAUGAUGACGAAGACGAAGAUAAUUCCAAUUCGAAAGAUAGCUCGUACGAGGAUAGUAAGACGCCAAGACGACCCAACUCAUUACAUUGUGAUUCGACUUUCCCUUAUGAGCUGGAAGGUGCUACUAGUGCAGAUGGACAAAUGCGACACUUUGUGGCUGAUAAUCUAGAGGAAAAAAUACGAAAUGAUCAACUGAGUUAUGCUUCGCACAAUAGCACGCCCUCUGGGGCGAAUUUGAGCGGUGGUUUGCUAACACGACGCUUCUUGCAAACGCAGCGACCUCAAAUUGAUGCAAAUGUCCUAAGUGACAUUGAGAUCGAGGCACAAUACUUGGCUGCUUCAGUGGACAAUUUAAUGGAGAAUCUAUGCAAUUUGCUGCAUUCUAUAUCUUCAAUAACAGCAGAUAACGUAGAGGUGCAUAAAAAUGCAGUAAAUAAACUAACCGAUAGUAUGGAUGCUAAUAUCAAAUGUAUGUAUACUAUAAUGGCAAAGACAGAGGAAAUCACAAAGUCGAUGAAGCCAACCGAGCAGUUAGGCCAACGAAUCCGGGAAAUAAAGCGCCUAGUAGAUAUGCUCGAUGGCACUAUGUAGGAUCAACCAUUGGUGGUAAACGGUACUCUACCUAAUCCCGCCUGCCCCCUCAUUUAAUCACAAAAUCGUUCUAAAUAGUAUUAAAAUCAAGCAAAAUAAUUUUGCUAUUUAUUAUAAUUAUUGUUUUACGCCUAGAAUAAAGGAUGUUGCAUGGACACUCAGUA
This is a messenger RNA of Rhagoletis zephyria (snowberry fruit fly), 1097 nucleotides long. It is a transcript of the gene BORCS6, whose product is annotated as BLOC-1 related complex subunit 6. Gene Ontology annotation, biological process: lysosome localization. Gene Ontology annotation, cellular component: BORC complex. The record is from RefSeq and is a predicted model, not a curated record. Lineage: Eukaryota; Metazoa; Arthropoda; Insecta; Diptera; Tephritidae.